Gastrolobium bilobum is the source of this 1612-nucleotide messenger RNA. Its product is annotated as putative MO25-like protein At5g47540. Gene Ontology annotation, molecular function: protein serine/threonine kinase activator activity. Bases 307 to 1335 code for a protein of 342 amino acids. The transcript is spliced from 11 exons. Gene Ontology annotation, biological process: intracellular signal transduction. The record is from RefSeq and is a predicted model, not a curated record. Lineage: Eukaryota; Viridiplantae; Streptophyta; Magnoliopsida; Fabales; Fabaceae.
UCGCAUAAAUAGGAAAAAAGAUAAAACAGAAAAAUCUUAGUUGUGGUUCUCCUGGUGUCAAGUCGAAUCUUCAUAACAGAUCGUUUUUGUAUCCAUUUUCACUAUAGAUUAUCCUCUCUUCUAUACUUUUGCCAGAAAAAACUGAAACCAAAAGAUAGUACUGUAUUUCCAAAAAAAAAGAAAAAAGAAGAAGAAGAAGUGGUUCCAGUUAUUGUUCUCCCACUCCCACACUGAAUCAGAAAACCCUAAUCAACUCGUGGAGUUUCAGAGAAGGAGGAAGCAUAUUAAGUAUUGGACUCUGAGAAGAUGAAGGGUCUCUUCAAGUCCAAGCCACGCACCCCUGUUGAUGUUGUGCGCCAAACCAGAGAUCUUCUCCUCUAUAUCGAUCGCAGCUCCGAAUCUCGUGACAACAAGCGAGAUGAGAAGGUUAUGUCCGAGCUUUCUAAAAAUAUCAGGGAGCUAAAGGCAAUCCUUUAUGGAAAUAGUGAAUCUGAACCAGUCUCAGAAGCUUGUGCACAGUUGACUCAGGAGUUCUUCAAGGAGAACACAUUGCGACUGCUUAUCAAAUGUCUUCCAAAAUUGAAUUUGGAGGCCAGAAAAGAUGCCACUCAAGUUGUUGCAAAUUUACAAAGGCAACAGGUUCAGUCUAAGUUGAUUGCAUCUGAUUACCUGGAGAAAAAUAUGGAUCUUAUGGAUAUUUUGAUAGUUGGCUAUGAAAACACAGACAUGGCUUUACACUAUGGUGCAAUGCUGAGGGAGUGCAUAAGACACCAGAUUGUUGCAAAAUAUGUUCUGAACUCGCUACAUAUGAAGAAGUUUUUUGACUUCAUUCAACUUCCAAAUUUUGACAUUGCUGCAGAUGCUGCAGCUACUUUUAAGGAACUCUUGACAAGACAUAAAUCUACUGUAGCUGAUUUCCUUUCCAAGAAUUAUGAAUGGUUUUUUGCAGAAUAUAACUCUAAGCUGUUGGAAUCUUCCAAUUAUAUUACAAGACGCCAAGCUGUCAAGUUGUUGGGAGAUAUGUUACUUGAUCGUUCAAAUUCAGCUGUCAUGACACGAUAUGUGAGCUCAAGAGACAACUUGAGGAUUUUAAUGAAUCUUCUAAGAGAGUCAAGCAAGAGCAUACAGAUAGAAGCAUUUCAUGUUUUCAAGCUAUUUGCUGCAAACCAACAUAAACCAGCUGAUAUCAUCAGUAUACUUGUUGCAAACCAAAGUAAGAUUCUGAGACUAUUGAAUGACUUCAAAAUCGAUAAAGAGGAUGAACAGUUUGAAGCUGAUAAAGCUCAAGUAAUGAAGGAAAUUGCUGCACUUGAACCUAGGGAACAACGUACUUGAGCUGCAGAUUGCCUUAUGUGGCAAGUUGCAUAGUGGCAUUUCACUUUAGUGAUUUGUGUAUUAUAGUAGUUCUGUUAGUCUUCAUCAAGAUGAGACUUUUAUUUCAUACAAAUUCCAAUACUUCCAAUCUGUAAUUUUAUCACCAUCCUGUAAAAUAGUAGAUAAAUAAAUUGCUUAAAUGAUCUACAUGCGGUUUAUGGCUUUCCAGAUAUUAGAAAGCAAUAUAAGUCUUCCUAGUUGCCCAGUAAAUUAUAUAUUGUACGAGGUCAUGCAAUAA